Molecule: messenger RNA, 1387 nt
Organism: Papaver somniferum (opium poppy)
Lineage: Eukaryota; Viridiplantae; Streptophyta; Magnoliopsida; Ranunculales; Papaveraceae
Exons: 3
Coding region: 398-1075 (225 amino acids)
Source: RefSeq, a predicted model, not a curated record
UUUUGUUUCUUUUUUAAUAGAAGAAUGUUAAAUCCAGUCUUGCACUAGGUCUUUUAUUUAUAGAAGAAUGUUGUGUUCUGUUUGAUUUAUGGGUUUGAGUUAUUCUGUUUGGUUUUUGUUACUGAAAUCUUAAAUUGAUCGUGCUUCAGGGAUUUUAGUGUUCUUUUGAUUGUGUUUUAUUGUUUGAUUUUGGGGGUUUUGCUAUUGAUCUAGAAUUAGGUUUUUUUUAUUGUUUCUAUGUCGUUAUAGAUAUGCAGACUGCUAAAUUAUUUAACUUUACUCCAACAUUUCUUCCUAGUAGUAUAAUUAAGAAAUCCCAAACAACAAGCCCUUCCAAAUUACUAAUUUUCCUAAGAUAUGCAUCACCAACGACAAGAGCUUCCAAAUCUCAUCCUGUAUGAAGGAUGCAGGUCCGAAUUCGGGUUUGAAGGCAUCACCUGUUUUGAAGGAUGUAUCAAACUCUAUAUUAACAAUUGAGAAGAAGUUGCAGUUGUAUGUUUCUUCUGCUUUUGAGGCAAUUUUCUCAGCUGUUAAAGAGAAAAGUUCAUUGGCGUUGGCAAAAUCAUUCGUCAUAGAGAAUGAUCUAAUAAAGUUUGAGCACAAUGGGAGGGAGAUUGUUGGAGUUGUUCGUGAUGUGGUUCAUCAUGUAGGGGAUUUAAUGGAAACUACUCUACAAUGUGAACAUGGUUUAGAGAAAUUUAAAAUCAGUAUAUUUGACGUCGUCAAUGUCACCUACCGCUAUUAUGAGGGGAAAGAGAGAAUGUGGGGGAUUCAUACCACAGUAGAGUGCAAAGAUGGUGAUGUGGAGAAGAUGGUGGAGGAGAUAAAAGAUAUCCUAAAUGCUCACGAUGAUGUGAAAUGCAAUUCUAAGUUGGUUAUGAUGGAUUCACUUUGUCCUAAGAAUAAUAAGAUUAUAGUGAUGAGUUUUGUUACAUGCUCCAAAUUGAGGAGUCCUCCCUAUGUGCACUACAUGGAAGUAAGGAGGAAAGUGCUCUCGGAGAUCGAUGAAAUUCAAAGGAAACAUGAAGUAAGGAGGAAAGUGCUGUUGGAGAUUGAAGAGGUUCUAAGCAAAUGAAGUACAGUGAAUGGGUCAAUAACUGAUGAAUGUGUAUAUGGCUCUUACAAUAAUAAUCCACUAAUGAACUACUUAAUAGUUUUUUGUUUUUGAUAGGAAAAAGAAUUUCAUUUAUUCAGAGAAGAGUUGCAUCUGUGAAGUGAGAAAGUCUGGGGUAUAACCAAACCACCCCAAACCAUUCACCAUUGACUCUAGAAGUUCUUCAAUGUAUAGCGGCAACAUUAGCCAUUUUUGUGAAACUUCUGUUUAGAAAAAGAAAAUGAACUUGUGACCGACUUGUAAUCAUCUGGAAUAGAGUUGUUAACCAACAUA